Messenger RNA from Klebsormidium nitens, 1341 nucleotides. The record is from the annotation of a GenBank genome assembly. NCBI's taxonomy places the organism in Eukaryota, Viridiplantae, Streptophyta, Klebsormidiophyceae, Klebsormidiales, Klebsormidiaceae.
AUGGCCUCCCUCGCAGUACAGAAUAGAAAGGGAGAAGGCGAGAUGGCCCAACUGAAGCAAGUGAUUCAUGAAGGAAAGGUGUCACCUGAAUAUGUCACCGUCCUGCUCAAGAUCGUAAGCUCUCCCCACGUGGCUGCACUCAAGAGUCUUUCGGUCACCGAGGCAGCUCCUCUCGGCAGACGAAGGCUGAGGCCUGCAGCCACGGUCUUCCAUGGAGUGGCGACGUCUGCAGCUUUGAAAUCAGUGCUGCUGAAAAUGUUCCAGCCCUACCAGAAGUCUGUUGGCAAGAAGGAAGCAAAGUGGGAGGAUUUCGUCUCGGAAGAACGGAAGGAGAAGCUCCUGCUGAAGAAGGAGGAGAAAGAAGAGGCGAAGAAGGACAAGGUGGCUGCGGAAGAGGAGUCAGACAAGUCGCCCGCGAAGCCGACGCCCAAGAAAGAGAAGCAGCCCAAAGCCGUGGGGCGCGGUCAGGAGAUCACAAAGGCCGAGUGCCUGGACGGCAUCGACUUCCUGCUCGGGAAGGCGGCUGAUGACGCGGCGUUGCUGGCCGAUUUCCAGGCCGCCUUCGACGGCCCGGAUGUCGAAAAAGUGGGGCCCCACACACUGGCCAGACUCUACCUGGUCUUUCAAGCAAUGGAGGACGCGCUUGCUGCGCGCGCGCCGCUGCUGCCCGCAGUCGCGGACGACCCGCCGGCGCCCUUGACCCCGCAGGGGGACGAAGCUCCCGACUCUCAACCCCAUGAGGGUGAAGACUGGCCAACCGACAUGAGCGUCGAUGGUUCCCCUUCAACCGAGGGGUCUUCUGACUUCUCCAUUGACAGCCUGUCUCUGACGGCGACGGACGAUACGUUCCCAAUUAGUGAGCAGCCUGCGACACGUGCCCCAGCGCUCUUCAUCCCCGUCGAUCCCGACGCCCCCUACGCAGGCCCACCCGCAGCAACAUUCGGAGGGCUCGGCGAUUUGGCUGCUGAAGACUGGUCGCCGUUGAUUCUGAAUCCCAGAGCCCCGGCUUGGGUGGAGGAAGUACCCGAAACUCCAACCCUUGACGGCGUAGACUGGCGUAGCGACAUGAGCGUCGAAGGGUUCCUCUCGGGCGAGGGGUCGACCUGCUUCGAUUUCGACAACCUGAUGGCGACCAGUCAGACGCUUGCAACCAUUGAGAAGCCGGCGACACGUGCCCCAACGUUCUUUAUCGCCGUCGAUCCCGACGCCCCCCAGGCGGGCCCACCCGCAACAUCAUUCGAAGGGCUCGGCGACUCGGCUGCUGAAGAGUGGUCGCCGUUACUUUUGAACCCCAGAGCCCCAGCUUGGGUGAACGCAAUCUACUCUCGCUUCGAGCUCUGA